Messenger RNA from Chinchilla lanigera (long-tailed chinchilla), 9736 nucleotides. RefSeq names its product inositol 1,4,5-trisphosphate receptor type 1. Gene Ontology annotation, cellular component: endoplasmic reticulum; membrane. Gene Ontology annotation, molecular function: inositol 1,4,5 trisphosphate binding; inositol 1,4,5-trisphosphate-gated calcium channel activity. Lineage: Eukaryota; Metazoa; Chordata; Mammalia; Rodentia; Chinchillidae. The record is from RefSeq and is a predicted model, not a curated record. Gene Ontology annotation, biological process: calcium ion transmembrane transport.
GCGUUUCCACAAGCUCGCUGGGGUGGGAGGAGAGGAGGAGGUGGAGGAGGAGGUGGUGGAGGAGGAGGAGGUAGGGGGCGGAGAGAGAGAAAGCGCACGCCGGGAGGUGGUGUGGGUGUUCUCCGCUUCCAUCCUAACGGAACGAGCUCACUCUUCGCGGACAUGGGAUUACCCAGCGGCUACUAACCCCUCUCCUCGUCCUGCUCCCCCAAACCGGAGUGGCUCCCCGGGCACUAAGGAGCUGAAAACAGAGGAGCGGGAUUGGCAUUCCUGGCUGGGCAUACUCUGGCAACUGAGUGCCUGACCCCUGUCAGGAUUUCUCAAGAAAGACAUGUCUGACAAAAUGUCUAGUUUCCUACAUAUUGGAGACAUUUGUUCUCUGUACGCAGAGGGAUCGACAAAUGGAUUUAUCAGCACCUUGGGACUGGUUGAUGAUCGUUGUGUUGUGCAGCCGGAAGCUGGGGACCUUAAUAAUCCGCCUAAGAAAUUCAGAGACUGCCUCUUUAAGCUAUGUCCUAUGAACCGAUACUCUGCCCAGAAGCAGUUCUGGAAAGCUGCUAAGCCGGGGGCCAACAGCACAACAGACGCAGUGCUACUCAACAAACUGCACCACGCUGCAGACUUGGAAAAGAAGCAGAAUGAGACAGAAAACAGAAAAUUGCUGGGAACCGUAAUCCAGUACGGCAAUGUGAUCCAGCUUCUGCAUUUGAAAAGUAAUAAAUACCUAACUGUGAAUAAGAGGCUCCCAGCUCUGCUGGAGAAGAAUGCCAUGAGAGUGACCUUGGACGAGGCUGGAAAUGAAGGGUCUUGGUUUUACAUUCAGCCAUUCUACAAGCUGCGAUCCAUUGGAGACAGCGUGGUCAUAGGUGACAAAGUCGUGCUGAACCCUGUCAAUGCCGGCCAGCCCCUGCAUGCCAGCAGCCAUCAGCUGGUGGACAACCCUGGCUGCAACGAGGUCAAUUCCGUCAACUGCAACACAAGCUGGAAAAUAGUUCUCUUCAUGAAAUGGAGUGAUAACAAAGAUGACAUUUUAAAGGGGGGCGACGUCGUGAGGCUGUUCCACGCUGAGCAGGAGAAGUUUCUCACCUGCGACGAGCACAGGAAGAAGCAGCAUGUCUUUCUGAGGACAACCGGGCGGCAGUCAGCUACAUCUGCCACCAGCUCCAAAGCCUUAUGGGAGGUGGAGGUAGUGCAGCAUGACCCGUGUCGGGGUGGAGCAGGGUACUGGAACAGCCUCUUCCGUUUCAAGCACCUGGCCACGGGCCACUACUUAGCAGCAGAGGUAGACCCUGACUUUGAGGAAGAAUGCCUGGAGUUUCAGCCCUCAGUGGACCCUGAUCAGGAUGCAUCUCGAAGCCGCUUGCGUGGAAAUGCCCAAGAAAAGAUGGUGUACUCCCUGGUCUCUGUGCCUGAGGGCAAUGACCUCUCCUCCAUUUUCGAGCUCGACCCCACCACUCUCCGUGGAGGUGACAGCCUUGUUCCAAGGAACUCCUAUGUACGACUCAGACACCUGUGCACUAAUACAUGGGUUCACAGCACAAAUAUCCCCAUUGACAAGGAAGAAGAAAAACCUGUGAUGCUUAAAAUUGGCACCUCUCCUGUGAAGGAGGAUAAGGAAGCCUUUGCCAUAGUUCCUGUUUCUCCUGCUGAAGUUCGGGACCUAGACUUCGCCAAUGAUGCCAGCAAGGUGCUAGGCUCCAUCGCUGGGAAGCUGGAGAAGGGUACCAUCACCCAGAACGAGAGAAGGUCGGUUACCAAGCUGCUGGAAGACUUAGUUUACUUUGUCACCGGUGGUACUAACUCUGGCCAAGACGUGCUUGAAGUGGUGUUUUCCAAGCCCAACAGAGAACGGCAGAAGCUGAUGAGAGAACAGAACAUUCUCAAGCAGAUCUUCAAGUUACUACAGGCCCCAUUCACAGACUGUGGCGACGGCCCAAUGCUCCGUUUGGAGGAGCUGGGGGACCAGCGGCAUGCUCCUUUCAGACAUAUCUGUCGGCUCUGCUACCGAGUCCUGAGGCACUCGCAGCAAGACUACCGGAAGAACCAGGAGUACAUAGCGAAGCAGUUUGGCUUCAUGCAGAAGCAAAUUGGCUAUGAUGUGUUGGCUGAAGACACAAUCACUGCCCUGCUCCACAAUAAUCGAAAACUCCUGGAAAAGCACAUCACUGCUGCGGAAAUCGACACAUUUGUCAGUCUGGUGCGAAAGAACAGGGAGCCGAGGUUCUUAGAUUACCUCUCCGACCUCUGUGUCUCCAUGAACAAAUCCAUCCCAGUGACCCAGGAACUGAUCUGUAAAGCUGUGUUGAAUCCCACCAAUGCAGACAUCCUCAUUGAGACCAAGUUGGUUCUUUCUCGUUUUGAAUUUGAAGGUGUUUCUACCGGAGAGAAUGCUCUGGAGGCAGGAGAAGACGAGGAAGAGGUGUGGUUGUUUUGGAGGGACAGCAACAAAGAGAUUCGUAGUAAGAGUGUCAGGGAAUUGGCACAGGACGCUAAGGAAGGACAAAAGGAAGACCGAGAUGUUCUCAGCUACUACAGGUAUCAGCUGAACCUCUUUGCUAGGAUGUGUCUGGACCGCCAAUACCUGGCCAUCAAUGAAAUAUCAAGCCAGCUGGAUGUAGAUCUCAUUCUCCGCUGCAUGUCUGACGAGAACCUGCCCUACGAUCUCAGGGCAUCAUUCUGUCGCCUCAUGCUUCAUAUGCAUGUGGACCGAGAUCCUCAGGAACAAGUUACUCCUGUGAAAUACGCCCGCCUCUGGUCAGAGAUCCCCUCCGAGAUUGCCAUUGAUGACUACGAUAGUAGUGGUGCAUCCAAAGAUGAAAUUAAGGAGAGAUUUGCUCAGACCAUGGAAUUUGUGGAGGAGUAUUUAAGAGAUGUUGUGUGUCAGAGGUUUCCUUUUUCUGAUAAGGAGAAAAAUAAACUUACAUUUGAGGUUGUAAAUUUGGCUAGGAACCUCAUAUACUUUGGUUUCUACAACUUCUCUGACCUUCUACGAUUAACCAAGAUCCUCCUGGCCAUACUAGACUGUGUACAUGUGACGACAAUCUUCCCCAUUAGCAAGAUGGCAAAAGAAGAAGAGCAUAAAGGUAACAAUGAUGUGGAGAAGCUGAAGAGCAGUAAUGUCAUGAGGUCUAUCCAUGGAGUUGGAGAACUGAUGACCCAGGUGGUGCUCCGGGGAGGAGGCUUUUUGCCCAUGACUCCUAUGGCUGCCGCCCCCGAAGGCAAUGUGAAGCAGGUGGAGCCUGAGAAGGAGGACAUCAUGGUCAUGGACACCAAGUUGAAGAUCAUUGAAAUACUCCAGUUUAUUUUGAAUGUGAGGUUGGAUUAUAGGAUCUCCUGCCUCCUGUGUAUAUUUAAGCGGGAGUUUGAUGAAAGCAAUUCCCAGACUUCAGAAACAUCUUCCGGAAACAGCAGCCAAGAAGGGCCAAGUAAUGUACCAGGUGCUCUUGACUUUGAACACAUUGAAGAGCAAGCAGAAGGCAUCUUUGGAGGAAGUGAGGAGAACACCCCACUGGACUUGGACGAUCAUGGUGGUAGAACCUUCCUCCGCGUCUUGCUCCACCUGACAAUGCACGAUUAUCCGCCCCUGGUGUCCGGGGCCCUGCAGCUCCUCUUUCGGCACUUCAGUCAGAGGCAGGAGGUCCUCCAAGCCUUCAAACAGGUUCAACUGCUGGUUACGAGCCAAGAUGUGGAUAACUACAAACAGAUCAAACAAGACUUAGAUCAACUGCGGUCCAUUGUGGAAAAGUCUGAGCUCUGGGUCUAUAAAGGACAGGGCCCGGAUGAGAUCACAGAUGGUGUAUCUGGUGAAAAUGAGCAUAAGAAAACUGAGGAGGGGAAUAACAAGUCACAAAAGCAUGAAAGUACCAGCAGCUAUAACUACAGAGUGGUAAAAGAGGCCGAAGACACCAAGAUGCAGGAAAUUAUGAGACUGGCUCAUGAAUUUUUGCAGAAUUUCUGUGCAGGCAACCAGCAGAAUCAAGCUUUGCUGCAUAAGCACAUAAACCUGUUUCUCAACCCAGGGAUCCUAGAGGCAGUCACAAUGCAGCACAUCUUUAUGAACAAUUUCCAGCUCUGCAGCGAGAUCAACGAGAGAGUUGUCCAGCACUUUGUUCACUGCAUAGAGACCCACGGUCGAAAUGUCCAGUACAUAAAGUUCUUGCAGACAAUUGUCAAAGCAGAAGGGAAAUUUAUUAAAAAAUGCCAAGACAUGGUCAUGGCUGAGCUGGUGAAUUCAGGAGAAGAUGUCCUUGUGUUCUACAAUGACAGAGCCUCUUUCCAGACUCUCAUCCAGAUGAUGCGGUCAGAGCGAGACCGGAUGGACGAGAACAGCCCCCUCAUGUACCACAUCCACCUGGUGGAGCUCUUGGCCGUGUGUACUGAGGGCAAGAACGUCUAUACGGAGAUCAAAUGCAACUCUCUGCUCCCGCUGGAUGACAUUGUCCGUGUGGUCACCCACGAGGACUGCAUCCCUGAGGUUAAAAUAGCGUACAUUAACUUCCUGAACCACUGCUAUGUGGAUACUGAAGUCGAAAUGAAGGAGAUCUAUACCAGCAACCACAUGUGGAAACUGUUCGAGAAUUUCCUUGUGGACAUCUGCAGGGCCUGCAACAACACCAGUGACAGGAAGCACGCAGACUCAAUUUUGGAGAAGUACGUUACUGAAAUUGUGAUGAGUAUCGUUACCACCUUCUUCAGCUCUCCCUUCUCAGACCAGAGUACGACUCUGCAGACUCGCCAGCCUGUCUUCGUGCAACUGCUGCAAGGCGUGUUCAGGGUUUACCACUGCAACUGGCUGAUGCCGAGCCAGAAAGCCUCUGUGGAGAGCUGCAUCCGGGUGCUCUCUGAUGUAGCCAAGAGCCGGGCUAUCGCCAUUCCUGUGGACCUGGACAGCCAAGUCAACAACCUCUUUCUGAAGUCCCACAAUAUUGUGCAGAAAACAGCCAUGAACUGGCGGCUGUCAGCUCGCAAUGCUGCUCGCAGGGACUCUGUUCUAGCAGCUUCCAGAGACUACCGGAAUAUCAUCGAGAGACUGCAGGACAUCGUCUCUGCGCUGGAGGACCGGCUCAGGCCUUUGGUCCAGGCGGAGUUGUCUGUGCUUGUGGAUGUCCUGCACAGACCCGAGCUGCUUUUCCCUGAGAACACAGAUGCCAGAAAGAAAUGUGAAAGUGGCGGUUUCAUUUGCAAGUUAAUAAAGCAUACUAAGCAGCUGCUAGAGGAGAAUGAAGAGAAACUUUGCAUUAAAGUCCUGCAGACCCUCAGGGAAAUGAUGACCAAAGAUAGAGGCUAUGGAGAAAAGCAAAUUUCCAUUGAUGAAUUGGAUAAUGCUGAGCUGCCACAAACUCCGGAAUCCGAGAACUCCACAGAGCAGGAACUUGAACCAAGUCCACCCCUGAGGCAACUGGAAGACCAUAAAAGGGGUGAGGCGCUCAGGCAAAUUUUGGUCAACCGUUACUAUGGAAACGUCAGACCUUCAGGAAGAAGAGAGAGCCUUACCAGCUUUGGCAAUGGCCCACUGUCACCUGGAGGACCCAGCAGGCCUGGGGGAGGAGGGGGAAGCUCUGGGUCCAGCUCCAUGAGUAGGGGUGAGAUGAGCCUGGCUGAGGUUCAGUGUCACCUGGACAAGGAAGGAGCCUCUAAUCUGGUUAUUGACCUCAUAAUGAAUGCAACCAGUGACCGAGUGUUUCAUGAAAGCAUUCUCUUGGCCAUUGCCCUUCUGGAAGGAGGCAACACCACCAUCCAGCACUCCUUUUUCUGCAGGCUGACGGAAGAUAAGAAGUCAGAAAAGUUCUUUAAGGUCUUUUAUGACCGAAUGAAGCUGGCCCAGCAGGAAAUUAAGGCAACCGUGACUGUGAACACCAGUGACUUGGGAAAUAAAAAGAAAGAUGAUGAAGUAGACAGGGAUGCCCCAUCUCGGAAAAAAGCAAAAGAACCCUCAACACAGAUAACAGAAGAGGUCCGGGAUCAGCUCCUAGAGGCAUCCGCUGCCACCAGAAAAGCUUUCACCACCUUCAGGAGGGAGGCCGACCCUGACGACCACUACCAGCCGGGGGAAGGCACCCAAGCCACCACUGACAAGACCAAGGAUGAGCUGGAGAUGAGUGUGGUCAUCACCAUCAUGCAGCCCAUCCUCCGUUUCCUCCAGCUGCUGUGCGAAAACCACAACCGAGACCUGCAGAACUUUCUUCGUUGCCAAAAUAACAAGACUAACUACAAUUUGGUGUGUGAGACGCUGCAGUUUCUGGACUGUAUCUGUGGAAGCACAACUGGAGGCCUCGGUCUUCUCGGACUGUAUAUAAAUGAAAAGAAUGUAGCUCUGAUCAACCAGACCCUGGAAAGUCUGACCGAGUACUGCCAAGGCCCUUGCCAUGAGAACCAGAAUUGCAUAGCCACCCAUGAGUCCAAUGGCAUCGAUAUCAUCACAGCCCUGAUCCUCAAUGACAUCAAUCCUCUGGGAAAGAAGCGGAUGGACCUUGUGUUAGAACUGAAGAACAAUGCUUCAAAGCUGCUGCUGGCCAUCAUGGAAAGCAGGCACGACAGUGAAAAUGCUGAGAGGAUUCUUUACAACAUGAGGCCGAAGGAGCUGGUGGAAGUGAUCAAGAAAGCCUACAUGCAAGGUGAAGUUGAAUUUGAGGAUGGAGAAAAUGGUGAGGAUGGAGCUGCCUCUCCCAGGAAUGUGGGGCACAACAUCUACAUCCUGGCACAUCAGCUGGCUCGGCAUAACAAAGAACUCCAGACCAUGUUGAAACCUGGUGGCCAGGUGGAUGGAGAUGAAGCUCUGGAAUUCUAUGCCAAGCACACAGCCCAGAUCGAGAUUGUCAGAUUAGACCGAACAAUGGAACAGAUUGUCUUCCCAGUGCCCAGCAUAUGUGAAUUUCUAACCAAGGAGUCAAAAUUACGAAUAUAUUACACCACAGAGAGAGACGAGCAAGGCAGCAAAAUCAACGACUUCUUUCUGCGCUCUGAAGACCUCUUCAAUGAAAUGAAUUGGCAGAAGAAGCUGCGAGCCCAGCCCGUCCUCUACUGGUGUGCCCGCAACAUGUCUUUCUGGAGCAGCAUUUCAUUUAACCUGGCUGUGCUGAUGAAUCUACUUGUGGCGUUUUUCUACCCAUUCAAAGGAGUGCGAGGAGGAACAUUAGAGCCACACUGGUCGGGCCUCCUGUGGACAGCCAUGCUCAUCUCUCUGGCCAUUGUCAUUGCUCUCCCCAAGCCCCAUGGCAUCCGGGCCUUAAUUGCUUCCACAAUUCUACGAUUGAUAUUUUCAGUCGGAUUACAACCCACCUUGUUUCUGCUGGGAGCUUUCAAUGUCUGCAAUAAAAUCAUCUUUCUAAUGAGCUUUGUGGGCAACUGCGGAACAUUCACCAGAGGCUACCGGGCCAUGAUUCUGGAUGUGGAGUUCCUCUAUCAUUUGCUGUAUCUGGUGAUCUGUGCCAUGGGGCUCUUUGUCCAUGAGUUCUUCUACAGUUUGCUGCUUUUCGAUUUAGUGUACAGAGAAGAGACUUUGCUCAAUGUCAUUAAAAGUGUCACCCGCAAUGGACGGUCCAUCAUCUUGACAGCUGUUUUGGCUCUGAUCCUGGUUUACCUGUUCUCAAUAGUGGGCUAUCUUUUCUUCAAGGAUGAUUUUAUCUUGGAAGUAGAUAGGUUGCCCAAUGAAACAGCUGUGCCAGAAACUGGUGAGAGUUUGGCAAGUGAGCUCCUGUACUCUGACGUGUGUAGGGUGGAGAGUGGGGAGAACUGUUCCUCUCCUGCACCCAAAGAUGAGCUGAUCCCUGUGGAAGAAAUGGAACAGGAUAAGGAGCACACAUGUGAGACGCUGCUCAUGUGCAUUGUCACCGUCCUGAGUCACGGGCUGCGGAGUGGGGGUGGAGUUGGGGAUGUGCUCAGGAAACCGUCCAAAGAGGAACCCCUCUUUGCUGCAAGAGUGAUUUAUGACCUCCUGUUCUUCUUCAUGGUCAUCAUCAUUGUCCUCAACCUGAUUUUUGGGGUUAUCAUUGACACCUUUGCUGACCUGAGGAGUGAGAAGCAGAAGAAAGAGGAGAUCUUAAAGACCACAUGCUUCAUCUGUGGCUUAGAAAGAGACAAGUUUGACAACAAGACUGUCACCUUUGAAGAGCACAUCAAGGAAGAACACAACAUGUGGCACUAUCUGUGCUUCAUCGUUCUGGUGAAAGUAAAGGACUCCACAGAAUACACUGGGCCAGAGAGUUAUGUGGCAGAAAUGAUCAAGGAAAGAAACCUUGACUGGUUCCCCAGGAUGAGAGCCAUGUCUUUGGUCAGCAGCGAUUCCGAAGGAGAGCAGAAUGAGCUGAGGAACCUGCAGGAGAAGCUGGAGUCCACCAUGAAGCUCGUCACCAAUCUUUCUGGCCAGCUCUCGGAAUUAAAAGAUCAGAUGACAGAACAAAGGAAGCAGAAACAAAGAAUUGGUCUUCUAGGACAUCCUCCUCACAUGAAUGUCAACCCACAGCAACCAGCAUAAGCAAAUGAAUAGAGGAAUUGUAUUUACCUUUUUUAAUUAUUUUUGGUGUGGGUAUGGCUACUUAGUUCUGAUUCACCCACUAAGGUUACAUUUAUGCUUAGUACAUUUGUAAAUACUCAGUUUUAUACUGUAUGUAUAUGAUUGCUACCUAAAGGUUUGGAAAUAUGUAUUGUAAUUAGACUUGUUGGCAUGAUGACAUUUCAUUUGUGCCAAAAAUAUUACAAAUGCCUUUUUUGGAAGGACUACCGAAAGUACCUGAUUUGCACUUGAACCAGAUUAUAGAUUUAAAACUAUAUGACAUGUAUUUUGUAUUUAAAACUAGAAUAGCCAGUAUUUAUGUUUUUUAUAAAACUGUGCAAUACGAAUUAUGCAAUCACAAUAAAUUUGUAACUCCCUAGUAUCCCACAGGGAGUACACAUCUUUGAAGCUGGUGUGUUAAUACUAUGUAAUAAAUGGUUAAAUAUCAAAUGAUGCUGCUGCCAAAAUUAUAUUCAUAGCGAGUUUCAGGCCCCUGGGCAUUUUGUACCAUAUAAUUAUCUACAGUGAUACUGUUUUUCGUUGCUAGUGGCAUUAGUGCCUCUGUCUCAUAGUGACAACGCUCCAAGUCUAUGAACUGUUAAAUUAGCAUUCAUUUUAAGAAAACCAAUGGUAGUUUCAAGGAUACUUUUAGGCUUCUAAAUUGAUCAGUUAAACUAUUUCUUUAAAUAAGAGAGCCAUGUUAAAGACUCACACUUUAGGAUGUGAAGAAGUUGAUGAAUUUUUUAAAGGGAACUUUUUAUGCUAUGUUUGGGAUAAAUGCAUAUUGCUGGCCAAUUAAUGUCAUCUCCUAGUUGAAUUUUGAUGUCAUAAUAUUAAAAAAAGAGUAAUUGAUAGUUUCUAGAGUAUCUAGUCCAAACGGUAGGGAUUUUUUUCUUCAUCUGAACCAACAUACUACAGUAGCUAAGAGUAUUAAAACUAUACACAGCCAUAUAAAAGAUACGAACUAUCCCCUUAGGAUUCAUAGUUGAACACUGACAUAUUACUCUUCUGAAAGAGCCACGUUUUGGUUUUAUUUCUUUGUCACCUGAUUUCUUUUCUGGAUGGAUGAAAAGUAUGAAAGGAAACUUUUAUACCUGUUGCCUAGUUUUGUAUAUGGGUCUCAUUUUACUAGAGAACCACUCUGCAAAAAAAUGUUUAAAAAUGUAUUGAAAGCAGAAUUCUGAAAUGAGUCAAGUUUGUAAAUGCAUAUAUAAAAAUAUUUAAUAAAUGAUGCAGAAUAAUAUA